Messenger RNA from Astyanax mexicanus (Mexican tetra), 1977 nucleotides. RefSeq names its product GRAM domain-containing protein 2B (gene gramd2b). The record is from RefSeq and is a predicted model, not a curated record. The coding region runs from base 287 to 1348 and encodes 353 amino acids. NCBI's taxonomy places the organism in Eukaryota, Metazoa, Chordata, Actinopteri, Characiformes, Acestrorhamphidae. The transcript is spliced from 14 exons.
GUGGCACAUUCACCGCGAGCGCAGCUCUCAGGAUGUUAAACACAGACUAACGGACUAACAGCCCGCAGUUAAAGAGCUAAUGGAUAUUAAACCGGGGAAUAUUACCGCGCGCGGCGGCAAGUAGAAGUUUCAGCAGCUUCAUGUAAGAUAUGUAUCGCCUCUCAGCAGCAGCAGCAGGACAAGGACUUUUAUCAGACUGAGUGCUCUGUUUCUGUAAAGCCACAAUGCUGAAAAUGGAGCAGAGGAGAGGACAAGAACAGUGAUAAAGUCGGAUGCAUCUUUAUCUAUGGAUACUGAAUCUGAAAUCUUGGGAAAGAGAAAAAAACCCACACUAAUUAGGUCCAAAACAUUUGACCCCUCACUUCUGUCACAUGUCCAAAGUGACAUAGAGACGAAGAUUGACAGGAAGAAGCACCACUCUUAUCAUUUUCCAAGGUCGAAUUCUCAAUAUCACAAGGUUUUCAAAGACAUCAGUGAGAAUGAGCAUCUGAAACAAAGUUACACCUGUGCCUUGCAAAAGGAUAUUCUCUACCAAGGGAGACUUUUUGUGUCUGAAAACUGGAUCUGUUUCCAUUCAAAAGUCUUCGGCAAAGACACUAAGAUCUCUAUCCCAGUCCCAUCUGUAACAGUAAUAAAGAAAACCAAAACUGCUAUUCUAGUGCCAAAUGCUCUGGUAAUUGCCACAGCACAAGAGAGGCAUGUCUUCGUGUCUUUCCUGUCCCGAGACACAACCUACAAGGUUCUGAUGUCAGUAUGCAUACAUCUUCAUGACAAGUGUCUAGGAAGCAGCCCUAUUCCUUCUUCUGCAGACAGAAACUACAGAGUGACUCCUUCUGCACUUCCGAUGGAUUUCUCAGGAGAUCUGUCAGAUCUGGAUGGCCCAGUAAUUCAGACGAGGCAAGAAUUGGGAGACAGCAGUAGCUCAGAAUCUCCAGAUUCACCAGAAUUCGAGAAAAUCACAGAAUUCCCAAAACGUUCCCAAAAGGUUUUUCUGAAUGUAGUGAAACAAGACAAUGCACCAGACUCCCACCCACAGCAAACAAAACAUGAACAAACCGUGUAUGAUGUAAAAGCACUGAGACCGAAUUCACUUAACAUUCUUCUGAUGUUCUACCUAUUUCUAGUCUGCAUUCUGGUCCUGUCUUCAUGUUACAUGGCUUUCAAGAUAAUAUCUCUGGAAGAGAGGCUAGUGUCUCUCAGCUCCUUGGCUGAGUUCUCUCACAAUAGAGAUGACUAUCACAGCCUUUAUACUGAGGAUACAUCUGAGAUUUAUACUAUUCUCUCAGUGAACCUUGUGAAGUUGGAAAAGAUUCAAAGAAACCUACAGAAACUACUGGAGGACACUUAAUGAUGUUAAAUGGUAAAUAAUUGCUAAUCAGUGGCAGACAACAAAGACUAAAUGUCAACAGCAGACCCACAAAGAGCACAGACAUGGUGUGGGAGUUAGUGUAUUUCUCUUAAUUCAAAAAAUAUGUUUAUACAUAGUUUGUGCAUAUGUAUUUUACUGUAAGAUUUUACAAAAAAAACUGUGAAAAAACUCUUUCUUGUCUCAUUUUGUUUUUUUUUACAAAGUUGAGUUGUGACUGGUGGCUGCAUUAUGCAAACACAAGAGCUUGGUAAUUGAGAUCCUGAUUAAUUAUUGAUCUAAGUAAUGAAGUAAUCAUGAAAUAAAGAUUAGUUGGUCCAGUGUUUUCUUUUGCUUAAGGAAGAAAUGUGUAUUGUUUAUUACUGAAUGGUUUUGACAAGUGCAAUAUUUCUGUUUGAUCCAAAUGAAAUAGAACUGUAUUAUAAGUUAAGGAUGUAUAAAGAUGUUGUCAUAUAACACAGUAUAAUUUAAAAUACCUCAAAAUGGUAGUCAUGCAAUAUUGUAUAUGUAAAUAUAAUGUCAGUUAAUGUCAGUAAGAACUUUCUGUAAAUGUCAGUAUUUACUUUUUGGAUAUGUGCCUUACUUUGAAAUAAAUCUCAGCACAUGUGAAA